Molecule: messenger RNA, 2257 nt
Organism: Lymnaea stagnalis (great pond snail)
Lineage: Eukaryota; Metazoa; Mollusca; Gastropoda; Lymnaeidae
Source: the annotation of a GenBank genome assembly
GUGGUUCGCGGAAAAACUAAAUUAUGUUUUCUAAACUUUCCCCAAGCUGCUUCGCGGAAAUUACAACAAAAAAAAUAUAUAUAAUAAAGUUCGUAGCUAUGCUGCCUGCAUAUUAUUAAUUAAUUGAACAAUUUAGUUGAAAAGAAAUUGCUAUUUCGUAAUGAUUUAGGUUUAAGUGUUUGGUAAGUGGGUAAAUUGGAAAAUGGAAUCGCGUCAAUUAACUAAUUCUUUUCCUGAAAGAAAACGAUUUAAUCAAAGAAGGAUUAAAGAAGGUGAAUUUUUUUUCAAUUUUUACUUACUUUAACUUUAACUUUAAUUUUAAUCAUCAUGUCCAUGUCAUUUACUUUACACUGAACUGAUUGUAUUAGUAAUAUUUAGUAGUAAUACUUAACUUUACUACUCAAACUUUGUCAACUAUCAAUCAAUUCAAUAAUAUCUUCAAUGAAAUUGAUAUAAAUUAGGGUAUUAGUAGUAAAUUAGUAGACUAUUAUUAUUAUAUUAUUAAUUAUCAAUUAUAUUUCUAUUACUAGUACUAGUAUUGCUAUUACUAUUACUAUUACUAUUAUAUUGUAUAUUUGCUUUUGAUUUUGACAGACUGAAUUCUGAAACUGAAUGAUAGUAAUGGUAGUUAUAGUUAUACUAUACUUAAUUAUUAAUUCAUUGUGAAUUUUCAUAAAUUAAAAUCUUAACAAUUAUAAAAAUUAUGAACCCUAAAUUAAGAGUAGAAUAUAGAAUUAUAAUGAAAUGUGACAUGGAGUGAGAGAAAGUGAGGAUCACCAAUAAAAGUAAAAGAGUUUUUACUUGAACUUGAUUCCAAAUAGCAAAUGGGGAUAUGGAAUGGUACCAAAAAUCUAAAUUAAUUUGUUUUGAUUCUUCACUCUUGCCAAGUUGCUGGUAUGUAAAAUAUAUUAGUAUUAGUACUAUUAGUGCAGGAAAUAAGAGCCGUGAUGGACACAUCUAACUGAAUCUGAUCUGCUCCUGUAUUUGCCUCCAUUGAAAUGGGUUGAAACCAGGAAUGGCUUGUAUGGUUCAAUAUUUCUAAGAUGUUCUGAUUCUGAACUUAUCAGAUAGCUUUGUUCAUUUUUCACCUAUGCCUAUAUUAUAUAAGAGGAGCAGCAUCUUUGACACACAAAAACAACAACAUUUUUACUGAUACAUGUGAAGCCCUCUUUAAUCUUAAAUAUUCUUAAAGGUCCCCUUAGGCCUGAGGGAAGUUACGUUUUCAGUUUCCAGUGCACAGGGGAAAGUCCUACAAAGGCUUCUUGAACAUGGCUUAGACUUAGUCGCAACGUGAGAAGGAUCGACUGGAAGGCUACUGUGAAACAGAAGAUCACAUAGAUUUUUAUCCCGUCUGAACACAAUAAGUGGAGGGGAGGGGAAGAGAAUACCCUGUUAGUAUCAGGGUCAGCAAGGAGUAUAUAUUAUUAUGAUUUUUUAAGUAGAAGAAUAUAUUUUUGGCGAUAACAUUUUGAGGGGAGCAGGUAUGGAUGAGUCACUGAACAUUAAACGACCCUCAUUUUUGUUUAAAGGAGUUUGAAUGAUCAUUGCCAAAUCUGGUGAUAUUCAUUUGAAACUUGUGACUUAAUUAAUUAUCUGUUAGAAUAUUCACUUCAUAUAUUUCAAUUUUAUCAAUAAUUUCAGAGUUCGUUAAACCAAACACAGAUAAAAAUGAAGGUGAUUCUCACUCUAAGUCUAAGACAGAUUUAGACUUACUAAAAGCCUUUGACCUAACUUUAGAAUACGGCCCAUGCAUUGGUAAGCAUUAGUUACACAAGUUAUUCAACAUAAUAUAAGCCUACUCUUUUCAGGGUUUCCCAACCUUUUUUAUAUUUUGCAGCCAUUCAUAAGAAUUAUUUGACUGAUUCCCCCCCCCCCCCCCCCCAAAAAAAAAAAAAAAAAAAAAAAAAAAAUUAACAAUAAAUUAAAAAAUUUAUGUUGAUAAUUUUUUAAUUAUCAUUGCAGUGGCCUUCUCCUGUAAAAUGCAAUCUCGCAUCUUAGGUUAGAAAACCCCCUCUAAAGCCUUGUUUUCAUUCAUGCUAUUUUGUCACUCACUUAACUCACUGCCAACCUUCUUCUUCUUCUAUAUAUUAAGGGCCCACGAUCAAUUUAUUGAUCAUUCUGGCUCCUAUGCAUGUAGAGGGGAUUUGCAAUGUUUCUGUGCCUGGUGUUGAUGAGGAUAUGUCACUGGUUGGAAGGCCUGAAGCAAUAGACGCAAAUGUGUCAAGUUUUGUCGCCUCAACUGUUCCUUUUGGAAGCU